CUGGUAACUGCGUUUCCGGCGCGAUGGUCGCGUCACAAUUGGCAAUGGCUUAAGGUCUCGUUUAGCAAAGCUUAACACAGUGUGCAGGUGUUAGACAACGCUUAUCUUGCGAUCCCCGACCUACUUCAGAUUCUUGAACCCCAUUUCUACGCUCUACAACCUUGAACAAAGGCAUUUACUUGCUAUCGAAUACAGGAUUUGGUACCAUGGCAAGCUGGCUUACUUAUCCACUGCAGCUGACAGGGGGUCGCGAAUUUACUUGCGAAAAAUUCACCGAAGAGCAGUGCAGCUACUACAUGCAGCGAUGGCACUUUUGGUACAUCGCCGACUACGUCUACGCUCUACCAACAGUGGCUUUCUUCAUGAGUACUAUCGGUGUCUUCGUCAUUGGCCAUAUCAUAUCAUCGCAGGUUCUGGGAUACUGUGCGACGAGAGGUCCUCGCGUCUGGCUGCAGCUGAUUGCAGUCAUUCGAUAUCUCUCAUACCGCGGUUUCCAUGUCAAACCGCUGAAAUGGAAUACAGCGCCAGUUGGACUGCUGAUUCUAGGAGCCAUAGGGGCAGUCUACUUCUUUUGCAUGGAUUUAAUCCCACAGCCGUACUACUGGUCGAGCGAGCAUUUUGGUCACUCGCCACCACUUGGUACAAGAUCAGGCUGGAUGGCAUUAGCCUGUAUGCCAUUUGUCUUUGCAACGGCAAGCAAGACAAACUGGAUCACCCUCACGACUGGGGUUUCCCACGAGAAGAUUCAGGUCUUCCAUCGGUGGAGCGCUUAUGCGUUCUUCCUUCUGGCAUUGAUGCACACAUUUCCGUUCAUUGUCUACCACAUUCGGUUCCACGAUAUGGUAUCGCAAGUCACGAUGAUGAAUACCUUGUUCUACUGGACCGGCAUUGUGGCGCUUAUCUUCCAAGCUUGGCUCACCUUCGCCUCGCAUAGCAUGAUGAGACACAUGAGCUAUGAGUUCUUCAAAGCGACUCACUUCCUUGCUGUCGUGGUAUUUGUCAUAGUCUUCUUCUGGCACUGCGACUACACGCUCACUUCCUGGCACUACUUCGUUGCGACGGCCGCUAUCUACGUCCCCUGCUUUGUCUACCCAUGGGUUCGCACUGCCUUCGAGUACGGCUUCACCCAGAAGGCUCACAUACACAUCGAAGGCAAUGGUUUCAUACGACUUACGAUCCCAUCAGUUAACAUGCGUUGGAAGCCAGGGCAGCAUUGUUUCCUGCGGUUCACAAGCUUUGGGCUUCAAGCCUUUUCUUCGCAUCCUUUCACCAUCUGCUCACUACCUACGAUUCGAGCGAACGAGACGUCCGAGCUCGUGUUUUACAUCCGUCAUUCGCAUGGCUUGACCAAGAAGUUACACGCAUAUGCUGAGAAGCAGCCAGGCACCCCUGUAUCUGUGCUCAUCGAUGGCCCAUACGGAGGCAUCAAUAUUCAGAGAUUCAACGAGGCAGAUCGCUUGCUCGUCAUUGCCGGCGGAUCAGGUGCUGGCUGGAUCCUUUCCUUCCUAGAGCUGUUCUGCAGACAGCGCAGUGCUACCACAGCGACUGAAGCAGUGGUUGAGGUGAAGUCAACUACUGAUGAAGAGAAGCACGCCGGCAGUUUCGAUCUUCGCCGUAGUCUACGAAUCAUUCUGUCGACUCGCGAUGUAGACAGCCGCACUUGGUUCAUGGAGACAGUUGCUGAGCUCUUUGCGAAAUACUCGAUGCUGCAGAGGCCAGACGACAUCGCUAUCGAAGUUCAUCUGACCGGCGAAACAGAGGGGACCACCGGCAUGACACGGUCGAGUGGAGAUGACCUAGUCUUUUCAUUGUCUUCAGAUAACAUCAAAAUCAAGACCAAGAGCGACCAUGUCAGCGCGCCAAAAACGGACUUCUCCGGCCGGCCUGACUUGCCGCUUGUUGUACAGAAAGAAGGUGAAAGAGCAGUAGCGGAGGGCAGUGCAUUGAGCGUUUAUGUCUGUGGGCCGAUCACCAUGCAGAAUAGUGUACGCAAUGCUGUUGCAAGGGAGAAUCUGGGAAUAGUCAAGGGAGCAAAGUCUUUCGGAGUAUAUCUGCACUCAGAACACUUUUCGUGGGCGUAAGGUACUAGACAUUGUUGCGGUGCAAGUCGGUCCUAUAGGCCUUGAUCGUUACCUCUGUUGACUGCCUUGGACUAGCACGUCUCAGGACAUGUAUAUAUGGCCGCCUCCUAGCUAGCAAGCAACUCAGCGCAGUUUUCCAUCAAUACAUAGAGCAGCUACGUCUGCCGGGAGAGGCAUGAUUACCACCCACGAUAUUAAUCAAAAUUGC
Molecule: messenger RNA, 2289 nt
Organism: Didymella exigua CBS 183.55
Lineage: Eukaryota; Fungi; Ascomycota; Dothideomycetes; Pleosporales; Didymellaceae
Product: putative ferric-chelate reductase
Exons: 6
Coding region: 207-2081 (624 amino acids)
Biological process (GO): intracellular iron ion homeostasis; copper ion import; iron ion transport
Cellular component (GO): plasma membrane
Molecular function (GO): ferric-chelate reductase activity
Source: RefSeq, a predicted model, not a curated record